AUGCAUUUAUGGCCUAACUCUGCAAAACGCCCUAUUGUAGCUUAUCACAUAAAGCUGAUGGAGUUGGCAGAAGCACUUGUUUUGGAAUGUCAAGUUUCUCUGCAAAAGUUCUGUGACAUGUUGACUGUCCUCAAUAAAUCAACUCUUUUCCCAAAAUGGAUAUCACCAGUAUAUGAUGAGAGAUGGUUCACCAUAUUGGCAAAAACCCCAGAAAUUUCUAGAAGUAUCUGCCCUCUUUGUCCUAAGGAUGGUAAAUCAGGAAGCAUUGUGGAGUGUAUGGAUGGCUGUUUUGGGCUUGUGCGGAAGAAAUCUGCAGGCACUGAUAUUUACCCAUCCAGACACAAAACAACCAUGUUUGCUGAUCAAAAUGAUGUUGACAAUUUUGUUCAAAGUUACACAGCAAAUGCCAAAGAAUCAAAUGUUGAAUGCAAUGAAUUUAAAGCUGGAGAAGUAACUGACAUGCUCAGGUCAAAAGGGAGAAACAAACUCUAUGAUGAAAAGGGUGUUUUUGGACGUGUUUGCAGACACGAUUUCCCAAAAGGCUUCCUCAACAUUAAACAUGGAGAAAGGAUAGCUUAUUCCGUGUACGAACUACAGCGUCUAUUAGACAAUUAUGAUGGGACAAGUGUUGAUGUAAAGAUUACAUAUGAUAUUGCAUGUACAUUGGAAGCCCAUUUGAAGAAAAAUGAGAGGGAAGACAUUCUUGACAAAGUUGAUUUAGCCAUACCAAUUUUCCACUGCUAUGGACACAAGUCAUCUUGCCAGAUACAGUUCAGCCCAAGGCGACUACAAGGCUAUGGUUUAACUGAUGGUGAAGGAAUCGAAAGGUUGUGGUCAUAUUUAAGAGGUUUCUCUUCAAUGACCAAGGAAAUGAGCCCCGGGCGACGUACAGAUAUGUUGACCGAUGCUUUGCUGCAUUAUUCCUCACGCCAGCUUCGUACAUGUGGAUUUCAACUUGCGAACAAGCUAAAGAAAUGUCCAGUACUUCUUCAAAACGCAUUGUUGCAAUUGGAAGAACUGUUCUCUGCGUUAUCCGUUCCAUAUGAUGGAGAAGUAAUUAAGAAGUGGAUGAAAGAUGAGGAAAAUCUGAUUUUAACGAGAGCCAAAACCAAAUUCACUUUGACGUGGCAGCAGAAGUACGUUCAGAAUCUAAUUCAUUUGAAUCAGCUGAGAUUGAAUGUUGCAUCUAUUGAGGAAGGCGCACAUGACCAACUGGUUGAAGUGGUUAAAAAAACAAAAGAGGUCAUGAAGACACUGAAAAGUAUUGAGAAGUGUAACAAGCUGCCGAAGAGGUGGAAACCAGGUGAAGCACAUUUUAAUGCGGCAGCUCUUGGUUUGGAAAAUCAAAGACGGGAUACAAUUGUGGAGCAGACGUAUAAUAUGGCAGUGGAGAGGAUGUUUCUUAUUUCUCUUAAAAGAAAAUAUUCAGAUGGUCAAGCAAUAGCAACGAAAUUAUCGAAGCAAAUAAACAGAAAAACAAAUGCGAUCAAGAGUACGGUCACCAAGUAUAAUGCCUCCUUAGCUGCUUUGCAGGAAUUGGUUGAUGGAUUGCCCAAAGAGUUGAACUUUGACGAAGCUAAGGAUCCUGAGUCUAGUCUUUACAGAACAUAUUGCGACGAGAGUACUGUUGAGAGUGUCCCUUUUUCUGUGAAAAGGUCUGCAAUUGACCUACAAAAUUUCUUAGAUCGAUGCAAAGAGGAGCAGCAACUCUUGUUGAAGGAAAUGGAAAUGCUAUUUGACCAUUAUUUGAAAAGAAGAGAUUGUCUGGAAGAGAGUUAUCAACUUCACUCGCAGAACGACUGCAGACUUUCAAAUGGGAUUUGUACUGUGGUGAAAAGUGAAAUUUGCGAGACAAACAAUAUUUUGCUUUCCUUAGGAACCACAUUUCGUAAUCAUUUAGAUGCACCUAUUCUUGACACAAUUUCUGGGAUUACUGCUACAACAUCUUCUCAUCUGUCGACGUCCUUGUUCCAGGAGACUAUUGAAGAUGAUGAAAUCGCAGUUAUAGAAGAGCAGGUUAUAGAAGAUCUUGUUGAUUUGUUAGAUGGUGAAGAUGACGACGAUACUGCAGCUCAUUAUCAAAGUGAUUGUGAUGGUGGUAAUGUUUGAUGAACAUUCCACAACAUGAACUAGAACAAACUGUAAUAAUAGUGGUAUUCUAUAUGUAGCGAUUUAUGCCUAGAAAAUGUACAAAUGUGUUAGUUUACCUCAAUCCAGCGACAAUGAGUGGGUGGCACCCCAUGAUACCCCUGCCAUUGAGCAGUUAAUACGGAACUCCUUCCGGGGGACUGGAAGCCCUGGUUAAAAAUAUUCUGCUAAACGUUUCUGGCAUGGUGUCGCAACGGUGUCGCUUAUGCAAUAGUGACAUUAUGUUCAGAAACCAUUUGAUUCGAGCUUUGAAAUGU
Molecule: messenger RNA, 2405 nt
Organism: Dendronephthya gigantea
Lineage: Eukaryota; Metazoa; Cnidaria; Anthozoa; Malacalcyonacea; Nephtheidae
Exons: 13
Coding region: 1-2109 (702 amino acids)
Source: RefSeq, a predicted model, not a curated record